Bombus pyrosoma is the source of this 4356-nucleotide messenger RNA. RefSeq lists its product as uncharacterized. The record is from RefSeq and is a predicted model, not a curated record. NCBI's taxonomy places the organism in Eukaryota, Metazoa, Arthropoda, Insecta, Hymenoptera, Apidae. Gene Ontology annotation, molecular function: zinc ion binding; nucleic acid binding. Gene Ontology annotation, biological process: DNA integration.
CGAUUGACACCGACUCAGAAAUUCCAGUACCUCCGAUCAUCCGUGACCGGAAGAGCCGCAACAAGCCUUCAAUCAUUAGACGUUACAGAGAUCAAUUACCCGAUUGCUCUUGACAUUCUGAAGGACAAAUUUGAUUGCCACCGUAAGGUCUGCAUGCGUCAUUGGGAAUUGAUCGAGGACUAUCCGCAAUUAACAAUAGAAACACCCGCAGCAGUGGAAGAUCUUCUCGAAACGGUCAACGCGAAAAGGGGCCGAUGCACCAACCCCCCCCGUCAACGACAGCCCGCGCCACGGCAGCAUGCCCUCGUCACAGUCCGACCUCCAUCACCUUGUCCCACUUGUGGAGGCACACAUCCCAUUUGGAGGUGUGACAUUUUCAGAUCCUACUCCCCUCGCGAACGCUUUCGGGAGGUCAAAAAGGCAUCAUUAUGCAUCAAUUGCCUCAGGAAGGGACAUACAGCCCAACAGUGUUUAGCUGGAUCAUGCCGGGUUUGCGGUGAGCGGCAUCACACCGUGAUAAAUCUACAAAAGGAGCACACGGGAUCUCGUUCCAAUACGCCCAGUCCGAAAUCGUCUCCAUCGAACAGUCGCUGCACCACUCCCACUUUGCCAUCUUGUUCCUCUCCUACUCGGCAUGAAGAGCAUACGACGGGUCAUAGAUCGAGGACACCACGAACAGUCCCCUCACCAAGCCCAUCCACCAGUGACAGACGUACGCACACCCCAUGACGCCAGCGAUCGAGGAUCCCAUUGACGACCGAACAUCCGAAACCAUUGGCAGUCGAAUCAUUACACAACGAUAUAAUCACCACAGCACAAAUUCACGUUUUGAACAGUAAACAACAACCAAUCCGUUGUCGAGCGUUGCUCGACACCGGAUCUAGGUCCACACUCGCGGCGAUGUGUGUGGGACAGAUCAACCUGACGCAACCGGACGAGCCAGCACUGCGUCUGCAAAAAACGCGAUUCGGUUGGGUAAUCGGGGGGAGUCCAACUUCCCAAACCAUGGCAAACACCUUUCACACAUCCACGACGACGUUACAAGCAGAUCUCGCGCGGUUUUGGGAAAUCGACGAAGGACCCUCGAUUCCACAUAUUUCAGAGGCAGAUCGACGAUGUGAAGAACAUUUCCAAUUCCACAUCAGACGCACCAGCGAAGGACGAUACAUAGUCGCUCUACCAUUCAAUAACCAGCUCCAAUCACUCGGACCCUCCAAAACACUGGCAAUGAAACGACUCGCUUCACUCAACCGCCGAUUUCAACGCGAUAAACGCUUCGAAACAGAGUAUCGAACGGUAUUACAGGAAUAUCUGGCAUUGGGACACAUGACGAAGGUCACCACCGACGACUCAGACAACGACGGAUACUAUUUACCACAUCAUGGCGUAAUCAAAGCGUCGAGUCAAACCACCAAACUUCGUGUAGUCUUCGACGGUUCGGCACAAAGCACCACCGGAAUCUCCCUCAACGAUACACUUCAUACAGGCCCCAAGUUACAAGAAGAUCUAUUUUGCAUACUCCUUAGGUUCCGCUCUCAUCAAUACGUCCUCACCGGCGCUAUUGAAAAGAUGUAUCGGCAAUUCCUCGUAAGACCAGAGGACCGAAAGUAUCAAAGGAUAUUGUGGCGCAGCACGAGCGGAGAAACCGAGACCUAUCAGCUUAACACGGUAACAUUCGGAUUAUCCGCAGCCCCGUAUCUAGCAAUCCGGUGUCUCAAGCAACUGGCAGAAGACGAGGGACAUCGAUUUCCGCGUGCAGCGCAGGUACUGCAGCGAGAUUUCUACGUCGACGAUGCUCUCACCGGAGCUGAAACUAAAAACGAAGCCCUCACCCUUAGAACAGAACUCGCCGAGUUACUCCGACUAGCCGGUCUGAACAUACGAAAAUGGGCGUCGAAUGAUAACGAAUUGCUACACGGGCUUUCCGCAGAAGAAAUCAACCAUCAGCAAUUUUUGGGCGAUUCGCAAACCUUGAAGACGCUUGGUGUGUUUUGGAACUCAACCGACGAUUCCAUUCUCUAUUCGGUCGAAAUCAGAUCCAUCUCCUCCCAGGUCACGAAACGAAUCAUCAGCUCGGAGAUCGCCAAAAUCUACAAUCCACUAGGUUUACUCGCGCUGGUAAUCGUUCGGGCCAAGAUGCUGCUUCAGCGAAUAUGGUCGUCGAAACUCGAUUGGGAUGAAUCGCUGCCGCUCGAUUUACACACAGAAUGGACCAGGUACUACGCACAAUUACCAUUAUUAAACAAUAUCAGGUUUCAACGUAAGGCAAUAAUUGAGUCCGCAACCGAAAUCGAAAUGCAUGGCUUCUGCGAUGCCAGUGAGAAGGCUUACGGAGCGUGUGUGUAUCUCCGAACCCUUAACUCUAAUGGUCACACUUGGACACAACUCCUCGCCGCGAAAUCGAAAGUCGCCCCUCUCAAAUGCCACACCAUUCCCCGGCUCGAACUCUGCGGAGCAUUCCUUCUUACGUCCCUUAUGUCAAACAUACAGCAGGCACUAUUGCAUAAAAUCACUCGAACAGUCUACUGGACCGACUCCACUAUUGUCCUCCACUGGAUCAACACCCCACCCCACCUCCUCAAAACCUUCGUCGCCAACAGAAUCUCUGAAAUUCAAACGAAGACCCGUGUUCGCGAGUGGCGCCACGUUUCUACCAACGACAAUCCCGCGGAUCUGAUAUCGCGAGGCCAAACGCCCGAAGAGUUUUUGCGCCCAACUAUUUGGCAGCACGGCCCUGCAUGGCUCCAGCAAUCGGAAAACUGUUGGCCGACCUGGACACUACGUCCCCAGGUUGAACUACCGGAACAGAAAAGGGCGCUUUGUCUGUCCGCGACUCCGACCGAUUACAGUUUAUUACAAAGACUUUCCUCUUGGCCCAAGUUGAUACGAGUUAUCGCUCGGUGCCUCCGUUGGAAACAAAAACAGAACCGAUCAGCACCCCUAACAGUAACCGAGUUGAAUCUGACCCACGAUAAACUCAUUAAAUUGUUGCAAAGCACCCAUUUUUCCGAGGAAAUUCGCACGCUCCAAAGGGAUCGAAACGCGGCGAUAAAGGGGAAACUCACACGACUCAAUCCGUUCAUAGACAAGGAAGGAAUAUUGCGAGUCGGGGGUCGACUCAGUCAAUCGUCGAUGACCUUCGCCCAGAAACACCCCAUUAUCUUGCCUAAGUCAUCCACUACAGAACGCAUUAUCGAACAUGAACAUAAGGUCCACAUGCAUUCUGGAACGCAGGCUACGUUGUACGCAGUGAGACAACGUUAUUGGCCCGUCAGCGGCCGAAGUCAAGUCUGGCGUACAAUAAAAAACUGCGUCCGUUGCUGCCGCGCUCGACCACCGCCGGUAGAUUACGUGAUGGGUAAUUUACCGGAGGCACGAGUAACGGAAGCCCGCCCAUUCACAAACGUCGGCGUCGACUACUGCGGGCCAUUCCAUAUCAAGGAGAAACGAGAUCGCAACCGCCGUCAGAUUAAAAUAUACGUGGCCAUUUUCAUAUGUUUAGCAGUUAAGGCAGUACAUAUUGAGCUCGUGGGCGAUUUCACAAGCGAAGCUUUCAUCGCCGCUCUUCGUAGAUUUAUCGCUCGACGAGGAUUUUGCUCCACCAUACACUCUGAUAACGGAACCAACUUCAUUUGUGCAAACAACGAAUUACGACAGCUUCAGGAUCUGUUGCAAUCUGACGACCACAACAAAAAAGUAACCACAUUCUUAUCAGACAAGCGAAUCGAAUGGAACUUCAUCCCCCCUCAUACUCCGCAUUUCGGUGGCUUAUGGGAAGCAGCGGUGAAGUCAUUUAAACAUCACCUUAGACGGGUCGUCGGUAACGAGUUACUAACCUUCGAGCAAUUCAACACCCUCAUAAUUGAAAUAGAAUCUAUCCUCAAUUCACGUCCGUUAACUCCAAUAUCCACCGAUCCAUCCGAUCUCCUGGCUCUCACUCCCGGACAUUUCCUCAUUGGCGAUUCCCUAACGAGUCUGCGUGAGCGAAAUUUCAGGGACAUUCCAUCCAACCGGCUCUCCAGAUGGCAACAUAUCCAGCAGCUCAAACAGCAUUUUUGGAACCGCUGGCACAAGGAAUAUUUGAACGAACUGACCAACCGUACCAAAUGGGGCAAGGGUGAACAUAGCAUCCAGGAAGGCACUAUCGUCAUCCUCAGAGAGGACAACGUCCCUUCAAUGCAGUGGCCUCUAGGUCGCGUCAUCAAGGUCUACCCAGGCCCUGAUGGGAUCAUCCGGACAGCUACCAUUCAGACAGCAAAGAGCAUUUUGGAUCGAGGCGUCAAAAGACUUGUCCCGCUCCCAAUUCCACCCGAUCUCGAGAAACCCGAAACACUCCCAUCUAAUCCACAUACAUAA